UUAAAAGGAUCGGAAAUUAGAUAUUGUAGCAUGUACUGUCCACUUAGUAGUGGGUACCCGAAGAAGGUUUUAUAAUAUCGAGAAACGGACAAAGAGCCUUUUCAUGUCGCGCUUUAUGGUCAGUUGACACUGUACGAGGAGUUUGAUUUUGAAAAGAAGGAACAAACUCAUUUAUUAAUGUAUUCGAACUUUCCAGCUUUACUCUUCUUUUGUCUUUCCAUUUUCCUGGAAGUUGUAAGCAAAGGAAAAAUGGAACAAGCUAAGGAAGAACUGGAAAUUUUGGAAACUCAGCAUCCAAACAAGUUUGAAUAUCUCAAGUUGGAACUAAGAUCCUUCAUCUCUCUUCUUGAAUCUCACUACUCUGAAUCUGUUCCUUCUUCUUCCUAUGUUGCUACUCAAGAGUCAUCAAGCAACAGGAAGAGGAAAAAUGGAAGCUUUGGUAGUCCAGAAGAACCUAAGAAGAAACUGCAAAGGGUAGUGCAGGAAUCUGUGGGUUGUACCAAGAGGAGUAGGAUUGAUGUUGUCAUGGAGAGGGCUCAGGCAUGUCUUCAGAAAAUUCAACAAUUCAAAACCAGUAACUAGUAAUUACAGUGUAUCUUCUCUAUGGUUUCAAAUAAGAGGGACAUGGAAGAAGUGCUAAACUCCAAAAUGGAUUCAUAAUUCCGUGUGGAUUCAGAUCAAAAGAAUUCUUUUGCAAUACCUUAACUUUGAAGGUAGAGGCACAGGAUAUAGAUCAUUUGCAUAAAGUAACCAGUGUCGAAUCCAAGAUCUA
Lycium ferocissimum is the source of this 772-nucleotide messenger RNA. RefSeq lists its product as uncharacterized. The transcript has 2 exons. Bases 178 to 582 code for a protein of 134 amino acids. The record is from RefSeq and is a predicted model, not a curated record. Lineage: Eukaryota; Viridiplantae; Streptophyta; Magnoliopsida; Solanales; Solanaceae.